GCCGAGGAGGGAGGAGCGGGGUCGGAGCCCCGGCGGCGGCGGGGAAGCCCAUUGGCAGGAGGUGUGGAGGGCCAGCGCUACGCCCAGCCCCGAGGGUAGCCGGCGCCGGCUCUCCGGAGACGGCCAGCGGCGGGGUUCUCAGCUGGGACUGUUGAGGCCUGGAAGUCCCUCCCCUUCCCCUUCCCCUUUGCCGCUUUGUGGCACCCCCCUCCCUCUACCCUCCUACUUUGAUAACCUGGCUAUGACUAGCAGAAGUACAGCCAGGCCCAAUGGGCAGCCCCAGGCCAGCAAAAUAUGCCAGUUCAAAUUGGUCCUGCUGGGAGAAUCUGCAGUGGGGAAGUCUAGCCUGGUGUUACGUUUUGUCAAAGGGCAGUUCCAUGAGUACCAGGAAAGCACCAUUGGAGCGGCCUUCCUCACCCAGUCUGUGUGUCUAGAUGACACAACAGUCAAGUUUGAAAUUUGGGACACAGCUGGGCAGGAGCGAUACCACAGCUUAGCCCCCAUGUACUACAGGGGUGCCCAGGCUGCAAUUGUGGUUUAUGAUAUUACUAAUCAGGAAACAUUUGCCCGGGCAAAGACAUGGGUGAAGGAGCUGCAGCGGCAAGCCAGCCCCAGCAUUGUCAUUGCCUUGGCAGGAAACAAAGCUGACCUUGCCAACAAGCGCGUGGUGGAGUAUGAAGAGGCUCAGGCAUAUGCAGAUGACAACAGCUUGUUAUUUAUGGAGACUUCAGCUAAGACUGCUAUGAACGUGAAUGACCUCUUCUUGGCAAUAGCAAAGAAGUUGCCAAAGAGUGAACCCCAGAAUCUGGGGGGUGCAGCAGGCCGAAGUCGGGGUGUGGAUCUCCAUGAGCAGUCCCAGCAAAACAAGAGCCAGUGUUGUAGCAACUGAGGGGGUGGCUAGUAGCAAACAUGUAUGGAGUUAGCGAGAGAGCUAAGAAAUAACCUCCAUCCCCACCCUCAGUACACAGCCCCAUGGUAACAGCACACUGAGCCCUGGCUCCCACGGGCUGCCUCCCGACAGCUCCGUCAUGGCACUUUUUAAUGCUUCCGCAACCAACACCAGGCAGCUGUUGCCACUACUCUGCCCUACUCUGGGGUUUGGGGUCAAAUCUCCCCAGGACCUUCCUUCCAAAACAAACUUUCUUCACUUUGUAUUCUAGGUGCAAGACAGUGACCUUCUCAUUGUUACUCCCCUCCCUGUGUUCUUCCCAGUGUUUCAGAGACUUUUGUCUCCUGCCUCCUCCCUCUUUCACCUCUCACCACUCCCUGUUCUUGAUCCUGUUUCCUCCUCUGCCCAAGAUGAUGAAGUGUAACCCAGGGACUGAGAAGGGAGGUAGCAUGCUUUAGUUACAUUAAGGGCCCUGCAGGGAGAGGAAGACCCAGAGCAAGAGGGAGUAAGGAAACAUUUCUUUCUCAUUUUAUUUAUCUGGUAGGAGUUUCUUGUCUGUGAAACACUGCAGCACCCUGAGUUGGACUUGUGGAGGGUGUCCCUAGGUAGGAGUGAGAAGAGGGAGGCAAGCUUGCAGGCACUGAUUGGGACUUGUAUUAACCACUUGGAUAAAGGCUGAGGUGCAGUGCCAUCUGUAGCUCUGGGACUCAUCCCAAGGCUGUUUUCCCUUGCCUAGACUCUUAGGUAGGUCUCCCCAUCUGCUCAUCCCACUCCAGUGUGGGGAUGAGACCUCAGAGUGCUCCAAAGAAUCUUCACUGGUUGCCUGCACCUUUAGCUCUGCUGUGAUAUUACUGGAGGAGGUACCAGUUUCUGAUACCAUCCUCUGGUUUAUACAUGGGUAUUUUCCCUACCCUGGGCCAUGAGAUGGCCUUAGCCCCAAACACCAGGCCCCUGCAGUUUGCACUUUAAUUGAUGGUAGCUCAGUCAAGAUACAUGUGUUAUGGGGGGUUUGAUUGAUUUACCUAUCCUUCAACCUUUUUAAUUACGUGGAAUCUACAGUGUAUGAGGUUUGGGGAGGCACUAUAGAAAACAGUAACAGUGGCAGCUACUCUACCCAGUCUCCACUGCUGGCCUCCUCUGAUUCAUACCUCUAUUGGGUAUAGUCUGCACAGCUGAGGAGUGGCUUCAGAAUAGGUUGGGCUAUGGUAGUGUAAAGAAGGGUCAGGCAAGAGGAGUGUUCUAUCUGCCCAGGGUUCAUAUUCAAUUUGCUGUAUCUUACCAUGUCUUUUCUACUUCCCUGUAAAUACGUAUAGUCUUUAUUCUGUACAGUUUAUUCUGCCUCCUGUUUCCCAUUAGGCCUCUUUUCUUUUCUCUUUUGUUAAUAUCUUGGGUUUAGUUCCUCCUUCUUCAUCCCCCUUCCCCUUCCUCUUACUUAAUCCGUGUACCACGAGAGGCUCCUACACACAGAGGCCACUUGUCCUGUGGCAGGUGCAGCUAGAACUGAAUGAAGGUGCCUCACAACUGCCUUGUAUCAGAGGGCUUUUGGUCCUUCCUAUGUCUCCGGCCUCUAUGUCCUUCAUUAGGUGUUUGAGGGUUUCUGUGGGAAGCCAUCAAGACAAGCAGGAACUUGAUAUUUCAGCCAGAAAUUUGCAGAAGACAGAAAAGACCACAGUAACAAGAGUUGAGCCUUUGUCUACAGACCCGGUUAGUCUACAGACUGCUUUCCAUUCCACAACAGCUGAGGACUCCAAUGAAGCCAAGAUUCUCAAGGACUCAGCUUCGGUUUUUCCACUUAGACCUCAAUUCUCUUCCUUUUCCAGGGGCAGCCUUAGUUCUCAUGGCCCUGAAACACACAUACAUUUCCUGCUUUACUUUCCUAGAACCCAUUAGUCCUCCAGAGCACCUCCAAAAGGUGCGUCCUUUUACAAGUGGAAAUUCUAGGGUGGCUCUCUAAGCCUCUUAGAAAUUUAAUUCCUUCUCUGCAAAAGUGAGAAUGUUUUAUUGCCUUGGGACGGGGAACCCAUUUCCCUAGGCUUCUCCCCUCCCUCCCUCUCGUAGGAACAGUUAUUAGCCUUAGCUCCUGGGCCUAUCUGCUGCCUUCCCUCCACUCCUACCGGCUCUUCUGCCUUUAUUUGAGCUCUGCUGGGCUUGAGGGUUAUGUUCUCUCCCUACUCCUUUGUUAUCUCUUUCCUUUUGAUCAAUUUUUAGGAGGAGGGGUCAUCUUUUUUGCCUUUAUAUUUUUUUCCUAAGAAAGCCUUUGCCUUUCUUUCACUCUCCUAACAUAACAAUCGUGGUAACAGAAUGCAACUGCUGAUUUAUCGAUGUAUUUAAUGUAAGUAAAAAAGGAAAAAAAGAAAGUG
Molecule: messenger RNA, 3249 nt
Organism: Psammomys obesus (fat sand rat)
Lineage: Eukaryota; Metazoa; Chordata; Mammalia; Rodentia; Muridae
Gene: Rab5b
Product: RAB5B, member RAS oncogene family
Exons: 6
Coding region: 242-889 (215 amino acids)
Molecular function (GO): GTPase activity; GTP binding
Source: RefSeq, a predicted model, not a curated record